Messenger RNA from Penicillium subrubescens, 1671 nucleotides. RefSeq names its product lysophospholipid acyltransferase. The record is from RefSeq and is a predicted model, not a curated record. Bases 1 to 1671 code for a protein of 556 amino acids. NCBI's taxonomy places the organism in Eukaryota, Fungi, Ascomycota, Eurotiomycetes, Eurotiales, Aspergillaceae. Gene Ontology annotation, molecular function: 1-acylglycerol-3-phosphate O-acyltransferase activity; 1-acylglycerophosphocholine O-acyltransferase activity. The transcript has 4 exons. Gene Ontology annotation, cellular component: endoplasmic reticulum; membrane. Gene Ontology annotation, biological process: lipid modification; glycerophospholipid biosynthetic process.
AUGUUGCCCUAUAUAGACACUCUGUUUGGCUACCCUGCUCAGCUCACAGGCGCCUCGAUAGAUGAGCUCAAGCUGAUCGCUUCGUUCCUGCUCUCCUACCCGCUCGCCGGUUUACUGAAACGCAUCCCCGACUCCCAGCCCUGGAAAAAGAAUGCCUUCAUCAUCGGUGUCUCACUGUUCUACAUUGUCGGCCUAUUCGACCUCUGGGAUGGCCUGCGCACACUUCUCUACAGUGCGGCCGGUACCUAUGCCAUUGCAUACUAUGUGGAUGGCUCGCUGAUGCCCUGGAUUGGGUUCCUCUUCCUCAUGGGCCACAUGUCGAUCAGCCAUAUCUACCGCCAAAUCCUCGAUGACGCGCAAAUGAUCGAUAUCACCGGAGCACAAAUGGUGCUGGUUAUGAAACUUUCUUCUUUCUGUUGGAACAUUCACGACGGUCGUCUCCCUCAAGAGCAGCUGUCAGAUGCGCAAAAGUACUCUGCGAUCACCGAGUUCCCUAGCAUCGUGAACUACCUGGGCUAUGUCAUGUUCUUCCCAUCCCUGUUUGCUGGUCCGUCUUUCGAGUACGUUGACUACCGCCGCUGGCUGGACACGACUCUGUUCGACAUCCCCCCAGGCACAGACCCAGCCAAGGUCCCUCCGACCAGGAAGAAGCGCAAGAUUCCUCGCAGUGGCACACCUGCUACGAAGAAAGCCGCCAUCGGCUUGUUCUGGAUCUUUGCCUUCCUGAAGCUGGGCUCGUGGUUCACUACAGACUUUGUGCUAUCCGAUGCAUUCAUGGAAUUCUCCUUCCCUCGCCGUGUCUUCACCGUGUACAUGCUCGGCUUCACCACGCGGCUGAAGUAUUAUGGUGUCUGGUCUCUGACAGAGGGUGCCUGCAUCCUGUCAGGUAUGGGAUACAACGGCUUCGAUGCGAGAUCAGGCAAGGUUUUCUGGAACCGACUCGAGAACGUUGACCCCUACAGCCUUGAGACCGCCCAGAACUCAUAUGGCUACCUUGGUAGCUGGAACAAAAACACUAACCAUUGGCUGCGCAACUAUAUCUACCUGCGUGUCACGCCAAAGGGCAAGAAGCCCGGCUUCCGUGCUAGUAUGGCUACCUUUGCGACCAGCGCUCUGUGGCACGGCUUCUACCCCGGCUACUACCUGACCUUUGUGCUGGGCUCCUUCAUCCAGACCGUUGCAAAGAACUUCCGCCGCUACGUGCGCCCCUUCUUCAUGACCCCGGACGGCAGCAAACCAACCCCUUACAAGCGGUACUACGACAUCCUCAGCUGGGUAGCAACCCAGUUCACCCUAGGCUUCGCCGUCCUCCCCUUCAUCCUCCUCAAUUUCACCGACUCAAUGACCGUCUGGUCGCGCGUGUACUUCUACGGUAUCUUCUUCACCGCAGCCUCCCUCGCUGCAUUCGCCUCCUUCUCCCCCGUCAAGGCGUAUCUCGUCGGCCAACUCAAGCGUCGUAACCGGCCCCAUGCCCCGCGCACAAUGAGCCAAGAGACCGUGCGCCCGCCAACACUGGGUCUGCCGAAUGAUCCCGAGCGCGACUUUGACGAGGCUGUUGCGGAAAUCAGGGCGGAGAUUGAGUCGAGGAGGAGGAGGGGGAGUGUGGUUACUAUGCCUACUGGAGAGGAGUUGAAGAUUGCUGUUGAGCAGAAGAUUGGGCGGAAGCUUUAG